AUGACGUUGUACUACAGUCUUGUAAGUCUCCCUGACUCUCCCAUCACACCACUUCUACCCUCUUCACUCAAGGCAAACGGAAUCUCGAAACACCAACUCGACAGCAACCUCCACAGCCAUCAUGCCCAGCCUCAUCUACGCUCCGGUCCGGCUACAGCUCCAAGAUAGCCUACAUGCGGUCGCUAACGAUGGCUUCUCCAGGUCUUCGCCCUCCUUGUCUUCGAGAUGAGCGUCUUCAUCGCGCUCAUCGUCCCUCUGCCAUUCAAGGUGAAGCGUGGUCUCUUCACCUUCAUCUCAGAGAAUCCGCUGGUUGCGAAGUUACAAUAUGGAAUGAAGGUAAGUACCGCAAUCUCACUCCAUUGACAACUGUGCAUGGCUCAUUGAAUUAGAUAACAUUCAUCUUCAUCCUGAUCCUGUUCGUGGACAGCGUGAACCGCGUCUACCGUGUUCAGGUCGAGUUGGCUCAGGCCAAGAGCGCACAGGGAGUAGCUGGGUAAGUGGAUUAUGAUGGCAAAUGAAAUGCUUCGAUGCUGAUACUUCACCAGAGCCGUGGCCGGUGGCGAGCGUAUGGAGGUCCAGGCUCGCAAGUUCUACUCCCAGCGCAACAUGUACCUCUGCGGCUUCACCCUCUUCCUCUCCCUGAUCCUCAAUCGCACCUACACGAUGAUUCUGGACACUCUGCGCCUCGAGGAGGAAGUCAAGAAGCUGGAGGGCGAGAAGCCAGCCAAUAGCAAGACAUCGUCCGGCCUCGGCCAGGCUGGUGACCUCGGCGAGAUUGGUCGCUUGAAGAAAGAGCUUGCGAAGCGCGACCAGGAUAUUGAGACCCUCAAGAAGCAGUCACAGGGCAUGAGUGAUGAGUUCAGCCGCCAAACUCUGAACUACUCUGACGACAUUCCUAAAAAGGACAAAUAG
Messenger RNA from Lecanosticta acicola, 912 nucleotides. Lineage: Eukaryota; Fungi; Ascomycota; Dothideomycetes; Mycosphaerellales; Mycosphaerellaceae. The record is from the annotation of a GenBank genome assembly.